ACAAACCGGAAGUAGUUCUCAUGUUUUAAACUUUAUACCAAAUGCGUCGGCAUGCACCGGAGCCUCCGCUUUAGCCAUGUGUUUGUAGUUUCUACCCAUGAAAGAAGUACAUUAAUUAUAAAUUCACGGGACCAAAAGCAUCUGAAGAAACUUCAGCUUGAAGAUGGAUCCUUCACCAUCACCAGCAACACGCAAUGGACAGAAGAGAAAGAGUGACGCCCCCACAACACACAAAAAGGCAAAGAGAUUAAAAACUGAGCAGGAAGGCGAGGAGUCCCUGGAUUGCAGACGCUCCUCCUGUCCACCGAGGAUCUCUGUGCUGCUUGACCGCCUUCAACAACCAAUUACACUGAAUGAGCUGACGGAGCUGCUGCAUUAUGCUGCUCUGGGGAAAACAGGGGGCAUUAAACAGCCCAGCUGGUGUCGACUCCUCCAUCAAAAGAGGAUUAAAGCCAUGAAUGUAGUGAUCGUGGAGGGCCUGACUCAAAGUCACUUUUAUGAACACUACCUCACCUUGAGACACCUCAGGACCACCUACAACACUAGGGUCACCUUCACUCCAUCAUCUGCAGACGUGGCAUCCGCUAUCUUCGGCAGUGAAGUUCCUAAAUCGGAUGCUUUGUCCCUUUUCCAAACCCACAGUGAAGGCAGUCAGCUGCACAAAGCACUGAGGAGCCACCCAGUCAUCACCAAGUUUGGUACACAGAGGAGAGGGCUUACGGCGUACGUUCUCCCCCAGGAGGAGCUGAUCAAGAGGCACUUCCCUGUCAAAGGAAUGCCAGGCUUUGAGGAAUUCGUGUGCACAGACAGUGUUGACUGUGUGACUGACAGCAGCCCUCUGUACGGACUUGACUGUGAAAUGUGUCUGACAGAAAAGGGAUAUGAGCUGGCUCGUGUUUCUCUGGUGGAUGGCGAUGGCAGCUGCGUGCUGGACGAGCUGGUGAAACCACAGAACCGGAUCCUCAACUACCUCACCAAGUUCUCUGGUAUAACCGCGGCGAUGUUGCGACCAGUCACAGCCACCUUGCGGGACGUUCAAGUGAAGCUCGGGAAGUUGUUGCCUAGCGACGCAGUCCUGGUGGGCCAUUCACUGAACAACGACCUCAUGGCUCUCAAACUGAUUCACCAGCAUGUAAUCGACACCUCACUGCUGUACAGGAGAGAGUUUGGACAGAGGUUUAAACUUAAGGUCCUGGCCGAGACAGUGCUGAAGAGGCAAAUACAAACUGAAGAGAAGAAGGGUCAUAAUCCCACUGAGGACGCUGUGGCAGCCCUGGAGCUGGCCCAGUACUUCAUUAAAACAGGACCUCGCCAGGUUGUAGAGCUUCACCUGGAGGAGCUGUGGGGAUAUACAACAGAAGAGGAGUCCACUGACUGUGCUCCUGCACCAACACCCAGUCACAGGUUUGCUGACCUGCUACAAACACUUGGCCGGUCAGUAGCCUUUUUAGGAAAGCGUUCUGACAUCACACUGGAUCUCUCCAAUCAGAUGUGGCACAGCUCUGACAAAGAGGUGCUGGCCUCUUUCAGGAAACAGACCAAGUGUCCGUUCCUGUCGGUGCUCCAGUUUUCGUCCCUCUCAGACCAUCUGAAGGGAAGCCUCCCUCACCGUGAGCAGCAGUUGCAGAGGGUGUGUGCAAACGUUCGAGAUAUGUGUGUCGUGUUUGCCGGGCCGUUUCCUUCAGGUUUCACUGAGAGGGAAGUGAAGCGGCUGUUCUGUUGCUGUGGACCAGUCCGGAAAAUCAAGAUGCUCACCAAAACUGUCAGGGUUCAUGCAGAGGUAGAGUUUGAGCUGUUGGAGGGAGCUGUGCUGGCUUUAAAAACUCUGAAUGGACUUAAUAUGCAGGGUCAGUCCAUUAAGGUCCAGAGGCCUGUCUAUGAGUCCAUGCUGGACCUGGAUCUGACUAUUGAUGCUUUGAUGGGUGAACGUCUCAACAGCAGUCGCCUCUACGCUGUUAAAUUAAACCCCAGUGCAGCCGAGUGCACACACUUUUCUGCCAAAGUCAAUGGACAUGCUCCUGUCGCAACAGCCAACGACCUCCCCGCUGCUAAAGUAAAUGGUUCACAGUUGCAGCUCACCGCCGUAAAGUCCAAACUGUCUGAGGAGACAAUCAGAGAGAUAUUUGCUCGCUUUGGUACGGUGGAGAGAGUCGUCCUGCCUGCCAAACCUGGAAGACAUGCAAGACAUGCACACAUCUACUUUGAGCGUCCAGAGGACAAACAUGUAGCCCUCAGCUCCUCCGAGGACCUCUGGAAGGAAAACUACCUCAUCUGUCCAGCCGUAACUCCACCCCACUUACCCUCAUGGGUUCCCGUGACAACGCCAGCCUCCACUGCGGAUCCCGAAAAGGAAGCAGCAGCAGACGAGGAGAGGAGCCACAUGCGCACCAGUUCUCAGGACCAAGAAAUGGAUCUCAUGAUGAGGAGGUUGGACCACCGCCUGCGGAAGCUCUUCAGGUCCCUCCAAGACGGCACCCUGUCAGUGGUCCUUCUGCUUGGACACACCAGUGCUAAUGGUUACAUUCCUGGUUUGUGCUUAAUGGAGGUCAAGCAAGGUUCUGGAGAAAAGCGGUGACCUGUGAGUGGCUGUUCAGAAUUCAGAACUUUAUUUAUCCCCGAAGGGAAAUUUUUUAACCUGUUAAACUGCACUGUCAAAUUAUCUUUCAGCACAUUGAUGCUUGAUCUUGUCUGUAACUUUAACUGUAACCGAAUGCAAUCACCGAAAUGUAGAAAUAAAUCAGUGCACAGACUUAUGUUUUAAAGAGCUAAGAGCUGUAAGUCUAUUUUGCAAAUAAAGGCAAGUAAAUACAG
This is a messenger RNA of Scatophagus argus, 2811 nucleotides long. Its product is annotated as RNA exonuclease 5-like. Gene Ontology annotation, molecular function: exonuclease activity; RNA binding. Gene Ontology annotation, cellular component: nucleus. Lineage: Eukaryota; Metazoa; Chordata; Actinopteri; Scatophagidae. The coding region runs from base 164 to 2575 and encodes 803 amino acids. The transcript has 19 exons. The record is from RefSeq and is a predicted model, not a curated record.